Corythoichthys intestinalis (scribbled pipefish) is the source of this 9289-nucleotide messenger RNA. RefSeq names its product NACHT, LRR and PYD domains-containing protein 12-like. NCBI's taxonomy places the organism in Eukaryota, Metazoa, Chordata, Actinopteri, Syngnathiformes, Syngnathidae. The transcript has 19 exons. Gene Ontology annotation, molecular function: protein binding. Bases 715 to 4344 code for a protein of 1209 amino acids. Gene Ontology annotation, biological process: intracellular signal transduction. The record is from RefSeq and is a predicted model, not a curated record.
UUUAGUGCCACAACAUAGCUAACAAAGCAACAAGGGAAUUCCAACGUAAAUGAAAAAGAUUGACGUGACGUCCAGGCUUUGCGUCGCGUGACUCAAAUGGUUUACUAGCUAAAGUUACAAUAGGUUGUCGUCCGUAGAUACCCGAUCAACGGUCAUCUCGCUCAAGCGUUUACAAGGUGGACGGAUGCCUCUGGACACCGAGCGUAAGGAGUUGCUGUUGAAAACGCUGAUGGAGCUGGGGGAGGACAACUUCCAGUCCUUCAACAGUUAUUAAGUAACGAUAAGCCAUGAAAAGCUGUCGUUAACAGAUAUUCGAUCGACGGUCACCUCGCUCACAUGUUAACAAGGAGGAAGGAUGACUCAAGACAGCAGGCAGAAAGAAACGCUGUUGCUGCCUCUAGUGCUCAGUUAAAGGACACGAAUCAACAUCAACUGGCAAACGAGUAUCCAUGUCUAGGACCUGUUAGUUUCCCAAACAAAUGUAACCUGUUACAGUUUCCCAAGAAGGCAUUACAAUUAGGAAGAUUCAAUUUAUGUUGAAGCAAAAAAUGAAUUAGGAUUGGACACAAACACACUGGAUAGGCUUUAUACACAGUAGAUCCUGGUGGUCCAUAUAAACUCAAUGGAGUUUCACAGAGGGAUACAUACCCGGAAGAGGAUGUGAAUUACAACCAUUCCUAUGUAUAUGACUUUCCAACUUUUCUGGUUGAAAAAAUGAAGAGGAGUCAUCCUUUUGGAGCUGUAACGGCAACGGAAGAAAAAAGAAAGAGAGAUAAUGGCGCCGUCUUCUCCAUCCAUGAUGAUGAACAGAUUGACAGAUUGAAGGCAGACCUGCAAAAAAAGCUGCAUAGUUUAUACAGCUUUGUUCCUGAGGGCAACACAGAGCGCUGGCAGCAGCAGCCUCUGGCAAACGUCUACACGGAGCUGGUCAUCACCUGCGGGGCCGACAUCAGGCCCGACGAGCGACACGAGGUCCUUCAGAUGGAGACGCGUGCCGCGGCGGCCAAGAAGUCUAUUCUGCCAUGCGACAUCUUCAAAAGCCAUGACGGGCAGCCGCGACCGAUACGCACGCUGCUCACCGUCGGCUUUGCGGGAAUCGGGAAAACCUUCCUGGUUCAAAAGUUAGUGUGCGACUGGGCCAGCGGGAAUGCCAACCAGGACGUGCACUUCAUAUUUCCCUUCACCUUCCGCGAGUUGAACACCGACGAAGGGAAAAACUUUACGCUGGCCAAGCUCAUCCGAUGCUAUGUCUGUGAGAGCAGGCACAUGAGCGAGGAGACCCUGAACAUUAUAUUAGACGAACUGCAGAAAUCCGGGAUACGGGACUACGAAAGCAGCCCGAUCAAGAUCUUGUUUGUCUUGGACGGACUGGACGAGUGCAAGUUCAAAAUGGACUUGAAGAAUGAGACGAAAGUAGACAUAGACGUGACAGAGGCCUACCCGCUGGAGAUACUCCUGGCACACCUCAUCAAGAGGAACCUGCUUCCGUGCGCCCGGGUCUGGAUCACCACGCGGCCCGCGACGGCCCGCGAUAUCCCGUCCGACCUCAUUGACGGCAGAACAGAGGUGAGAGGAUUCAGCGAUUCCAGGAGGCUGGAGUACUUCAGGAAAAAGUUCCCAAAUGAGGAGCGUGUCAUUAAGCACAUCCGAAAAACUCGCACCAUCCUUAUCAUGUGCCACCUGCCCAUCUUCUGCUGGCUCACCGCCACAGUUCUUCAGGAUCAUUUGGACAAAGGGAAGGAGGAAGAGCUUCCCGCAACGCUGACGGACAUGUACUCGGAGCAUGUUUUUAACCAGCUGGACAAGUCCAAGGAGCGACAGACGACCGAGUCCGCCGAUUACGUGAAACCGCUAGCAAAGCUGGCGUUUGACCACACCAUGAGUAAGCAACAGAUCUUUUACGAGGAGGACCUGGCGAAAAGCGGAUUUGAUUACAGCCAAGCCGCAAAACACUCCGGAAUAUUCACCGAGGUUUUUGAGGAGGUCCGUCCGCUCAGAAGAAACCAACAGGGCAAGAUGUUUCAGUUCGUCCAUCUGAGCAUCCAGGAGUAUUUGGCCGCAUUUCACGUGAUGAUAUGCCUCUUUCACGACAACAAGAACAUACUGGCUGAUUCAGAGCAGGCACUGGAGUGUGUCUUCCAAGAAGAAGAAGAAAAAUCAGAAGAAACAGAAUCAGAAGAUGGAGAAAAAGAAUCAGAAGAAACAGGAUCAGACGAUGGAGAAAAAGAAUCUGAAGAAGAUACAGAAGAUGAAGGGGGUUGGAAAAUCAAUGAGGUUCACCGGUCAGCUCUCCAGAAAGCCUCGGAGAGUGAAGGAAACUUGGACUUGUUCAUCCGCUUCCUCUUUGGCCUUUCCUUGGCGUGCAACCAGAAACUAGUGGGGGAACUGCUGAAAGCUCCUCAGGACUGCAGACGAAGCAAGUCAAAGACUGUCAAGUUGAUCAAGGAGCGGAUAAAACAAAACACUCCAGAGAAGAACAUCAACUUGUUCUACUGCUUAAAGGAGCUGAAGGACGACUCUUUGCUGAAGGAGUUUCAGAUAAAGAGAAAUAGUUCACACCGUAUAGACUGGAACAACAUGCCAAAUGACAUGUGGUCAGCCUUGGCCUUCUACUUACUGACAGACGACGAAAACAUGAAGUCCUUUAAACUGCGGAAAUACGCCCCAUCGCCUUUGGGGCUCGAGAAGCUGUUGGUGGUGGUCAAGGCGUCUGAAAAAUCAAAUCUAAGAAAGUGUGGCCUGGACAAAGGCAGCUGUCACCUGCUGGCUUCCGUUCUCAGCUCUCCAUCCAACAUGAAGCAUCUGGACCUGUGCCAGAAUGAUCUGUCGGACGAAGGGGUGGAGAUCCUCUCGAAAGAACUGGCCAGCCCAAACUGCACCUUAGAAGAGCUCACUCUAAGAGAGUGUGGCCUGGACAAAGGCAGCUGUCACCUGCUGGCUUCCGUUCUCAGCUCUCCAUCCAACAUGAAGCAUCUGGACCUGUCCCAGAAUGAUCUGUCGGACGAAGGGGUGGAGAUCCUCUCGAAAGAACUGGCCAGCCCAAACUGCAAGUUAGAGUCCCUCGAUCUAUGGAAUUGUAAGCUGGGAAAAGGCAGCUGUCACCCGCUGGCUUCUGUUCUCAGCUCUCCAUCUAACCUGAAGAGUCUGAGUCUGAGCUUGAACAAUCUGUCGGACGAAGGGGUGGAGAUCCUCUCAAAAGGACUGGCCAGUCCACACUGCACCCUAGAAUCCCUCCGCCUAAUGGAGUGUGGCCUGAGCAAAAGCAGCUGUCACCUGCUGACUUCCGUUCCCAGCUCUCCAUCCAACCUGAAGAGUCUGGACCUGAGCUAUAACAAUCUGUCAGACAAACGGGUGGAGAUCCUCUCGAAAGGACUGGCCAGCCCAAACUGCACCUUAGAAAAGCUCAGUCUAUGGAAUUGUAACUUGGACAAAGGCAGCUGUGACCUGCUGGCUUCCGUUCUCAGCUCUCCAUCCAACCUGAAGCGUCUGGACCUAAGGGGGAACAAUUUGUCAGACGAAGGGGUGGAGAUCCUCUCGAAAGGACUGGCCAGCCCAAACUGCACCUUAGAAAAGCUCAUCCUAAUGGAGUGUGACCUGGACAAAGGCAGCUGUCACCUGCUGGCUUCCGUUCUCAGCUCUCCAUCCAACAUGAAGCAUCUGGACCUGUACGACAAUGGUCUGUCGGACGAAGGGGUGGAGAUCCUCUCGAAAGGACUGGCCAGCCCAAACUGCACCUUAGAAUCCCUCGAUCUAAGUUAUUGUGACCUGGGCAAAGCCAGCUGUCACCCGCUGGCUUCCGUUCUCAGCUCUCCAUCCAACCUGAGGGAUCUGGACCUGAGCCUGAACAAUCUGUCGGCCGAAGGGGUGGAGAUCCUCUCGAAAGGACUGGCCAGCCCAAACUGCACCUUAGAAAAGCUCACUCUACAUGGUUGUGACCUGAAAAAAGGCAGCUGUCACCCGCUGGCUUCCGUUCUCAGCUCUCCAUCCAACCUGAAGCAUCUGAACCUGACAUGUAACAAUGUGUCGGACGAAGGGGUGAAGAUCCUCUCGAAAGGACUGGCCAGUCCACACUGCAAGUUCGAGUCCCUCGCCCUGUCAUGGUGCCAUAUCACCAAUGAAGGAUGCGUUUUUUUGGCUGAGGCGCUCAAAUUAAACCCCUCCCAUCUUGAAGAGCUGGACCUCAGGAACAAUCCAAUAGGUGAAAAAGGAAAGAGGGUCUUAUCGAACGUCCAAGAGGAUCCAAGCUAUCGCCUACAGACUGUCAGGUUCGAUUCGACAUUCAACAGUGAAAGCGAAUCAGAGGAGGAAGAAAGUCCCGAAGAACAUGAUUCUGAGGAGAUUUGACCGUACAGGUUCUAACCGGAGGCAGAAUCACCAUAACCUUGCCAGAUCAUCCUUGAGGUUCGGAGCCUUGCUGUGGACCAUUUGUUUUCAAUUUCCAUCACAGGUUAUCAAUAGGGUUUAGAUCUGGACUAUUUGCAGGCCAUGACAUUGACUGGAUGAGUCUUUCUCCAAGGAAUGCUUGAACAGUUUUAGCUUUGUGGCAUGAUGCAUUGACAAACAUAUUUUCAAUUGAAGGAAUAAAGAAAGCUGUCUAAAAUUUCAAUGUGCAAUCUGCAUUUUUUGAAGAUUUAACCACAGCCAUCUCCCCAGUGCCUUUGCCUGACUUGAAGCCCCAUAUCAUCAAGGACUGAGGGAAUUUUGAUGUUUUCGUCAGGCAGUCAUCUUUGUAAAUCUCACUGGAACAUUAUAAAAACAAAAGUUCUAGCAUCAUCACCUUGUCCAAUGCAGAUUCUUGACUCUUGGCCAAACCUGUGCAGCAGUAGUGUGUGAAAACAAUUUCCCGUGUGGACUGACAAGAAGAUUACGCGGACAUUUAACUGGUCGAGUCUUAGUUUCAUGUCAGGGACUUUCUCGGGAAGCGAUGUGCGUGAAAGCAGGCCUUAAAUUCACGGGUCACAGCACGAUGGCUGAUGACGUUAAUAUCAUCGCGGGGCGAUCGCCACUUCAUCUCUCUUCGCAGUAAGAAGAAAAGUGGUCAACAAACAUAGCUGGGAAUAGCUAAAUUAAACUGAAAACAACGAAAUUAAAUUGCUACGGGAUGGUAGGGUGGAGGAAGAGAUGCGUUCAAGGGUCCAUUAAGUACAUCGUCACCAAGAUCUGCACAUGCGGCGGCUCCACUCGCGCCUGGGCCCGAGCAUUCCGUGCACACCGCGAAAGCGAGCCUCUCCCCUCUGCUGCCCUGCAUAUAGAAAAGGGGGAAUAACACAAUGGGUCUGUGACAGUAGGUCGACAGGAAUCUUCUCUGGGAUUGUCUGGUCUUGAUAAGAUUGAAUUGGCUGCAAUUACGAUGAAGGGAACGCGCACUCUGGAAUAAAACACAAUUUGACCAACGUUGUGACAGCCGACGCCGACCAAAUUUGACGUAAUGUCCGGGUUAUAAAAUCGCGCCAGCAGCCCUCCCCACACAUAGGGCGCCAAUGGGCAACACUGGACAAGUCUGUGAAAGCGUCCAACCCGCGUCAUUCUCGGGACAUCCCGAGUAAAUCCCGCGUCACCUUACACAGGAAUUUCCCUGGAUAUGUGUGUGAAAAGGGCUUAAGUGACAGACGCUAUUGUUCUGUUUCCGCUCUCUCCAUCCCCCGCCGCUGCAGUCGUGAGAGAGAACUUCCGCCGCGUCCUCGGUCAUAUUGUCAGGGCUAGGGCUGGGCAGGUGUGUGGCUGUGUGUGUCAUCCAAUUACAGGCCCAGCACCUGACGAGUGGAGCGACAGCAGCUGUCAGCAAUCACCAUCACCAGCCUACAUAAGCCAGCUAGAGCUCCACCACGUCGCUGGAUCGUCUCUUUCUGUGAUCCUGCAAAUGCCUCACAUCUUUUACUACCUCUGCCCAGGCUCUCUACACAGAAGAACACCAUGGCUCUGGAACAAAUAAACUUUUUUGACUUCCUAACCACGCCAUCUCAUGUACCUGCUUUAGGGUUCUCUGCUCACGAUCGUAACACGUAUUUUUAUGGGAUCAAAGUCAUGCUUCUGUGUGACACGCUUGCUGCAGUGUAACUGAAAUAAAAAGAGAGACCGAAACUUUAAUUUCUAAACAUGGAACGACCAACACAUCACAUUUACCUGACGCGCCAUUGUAUUUUUGUUUUUGUGCUAUUGUUUAUUCUAAAGUAUGUGUAUUGCUAGUUUUCAAAUUUGUUGCUCUGAAGCAAAAACUUAAAAUGAAACGAUACUGAAAAACAGUAGUGGGAAGUCAAGUCACGUUGCAGAACGAAUCAUCUCAACAAUCUCUGUCAGGACUAGUGUUGUAUCGGUCGCGAACGAUUCGUUCUUUUUGAACGAAUUGUUUUGGUGAACGAGACCGAACUAAUCAUCAUCUGCACUGAUUCGUUCUAUGAAGGUGGUGCUUGUUCGCUGCGUGGGAGGGCGUUGAGCAAGCGGCAGCGUCUUCUGACAUCGCACACGACCAAUCAGACGCCAGCCUCAUCGCGGGCAGGGGAGGGACCGGAAACAGAAUCAGGGCGUUUGUCACUCACGUCCACGUGUGGCCAAUAAGCAGCCAGCGUGCAGGCAGGGGGGCAAGACUGAGUUUUGUCACUUCCCGUUCAGUGACUCGGUCCUCCGGUUCCUGACCUAGCUUGCUGCUAACUUGAUUUUCCAGUAAUGACUAUGCGGUGAAUGAAUCAGAAAAUGAAAGGAAAUGACUUUGUCACAUAUUUGUUAACGUGGAGCCUAUCAAAUGCUGCUCAAACAGACAAAAACACCACACAAAUCUAGCGAGCAUUGUUUAGAGUAGUACUUUUCUCAACAAACUCGUGACUGCCUAUGACGACAUACUAUCAAAUUUACAGUAAUUUAAAACACGGGUAGCUACGAGGCAAGCAAAAGCUGAGCUGCGGUCGCGUGACGGCAGUGAAGCGGGCAGAGAACUGUCACUAUAUGGAGGCUUCAUGGCAGCGAUAUUUACCUCAUAUGUGCACAGAAAAAAAUAUUUAGUAUGAUCACCAUAAUACUGAUUUGCAAUGAAACUGUAUAUACAUGUCAAUUUUUUCCCGAGUAUUUUUUUUUUUUUUUUCGUAUCAGCGUGUCGGGUGUUGGUUGGUUUGACAAAUUAUGUCAAUCCGUCCAUCAUGUGCUACUCAAGCGCCCAAAACAACGCACGCAGACACGGGAGAUGUCGCAAUAUGUCUACAUUUUUCUUAACAGACUAAUGAGAGUAGAAAGGCGACAUCGUAAAGAGCAAACAAUUAUUUCUCGUCAGCAUUUGACGAUCUGAGAUGCGGGGACGACAGGGGAGCUGACCGGAUUAUUUUAUUUAUUAAUACCAGUGCAAAAAAACAAUAUGAUCACCAUAAUACUGAUUUGCAAUGAAACUGUAUAUACAUGUAAUUUUUUUCCGAGUGUUUUUUUUUUUUUUUUUCUUCGUGUCAGGUGUUGGUUGGUUUGACAAAUUAUGUCAAUCCGUCCAUCAUGUGCUACUCAAGCGCCCAAAAACAAAGCACGCGGACACGGGAGAUGUCGCAAUAUGUCUACAUUUUUCUUAACAGACUAAUGAGAGUAGAAAGGCGACAUCGUAAAGAGCAAACAAUUAUUUCUCGUCAGCAUUUGACGAUCUGAGAUGCGGGGACGAUAGGGGAGCUGACCGGAUUAUUUUAUUUAUUAAUACCAGUGCUAAAAUUCAACACGAUCAUCUUAAUACUAAAAAACAAAAAUACAACAGAGCGAGAUGUAAAUAUGAUGUGUUGGUCGUUCCACAUUCAGAAAUUAAACUUUCGAUGUAUUUUUAUUUUCGUGACAGCAAACAUGCUGUAUAUGUGAUUGUAUGUGUGAUCAAGAACCUGCUAAAGAAAGUCCGUCCGCCCCCGCCCCCUACUCCCCUCACAAAAGGAAAAUGUUUAACCGUGUCCUAAAUCGAAAUGCAAGCACGAGCCAUGACUUUGAGCCCAUAGAACUAGGACAGACGACGCGGAAGUUCUCCCUCGCUUUUGCAGCAGCAGGAGGGAGACGAGGCUGUCUGUGAAAGCAGAAUGAUACCGCCUGUCACUCAUUUCUGAAACUACGACGAGUGGUCAAUGUGGAAGAGAGGGAGGGACCAAGCAAUGUCACUUCCCGUUCAGUUAUACUGCGAAGCAGUGCCAUAUAUUUAGAGAGUCACGACACUCCCAUAGGGAUCCAUUAUACGAUUUUACUUCCGGGUACUUCCGGGUUAUGGAGCCUUGGAUAGUUACAAACAUCGCAUUUGUCAUGGCGGACACCAUUCAUUUGAACGGCAGGCUGUCAAGUAUAUUCGGAGCUCAUGGCAUGAGGGAAGGUUGCUGUGCAAACUCAUAGCCUUUCUUUCCAGCUGCUCCACAACAUUGGAGGAUUCCAUGAGGGAAUCAUUCGUAGCCAAACGGAACAGAUGCUCGACAUCCUUUAAGAGAGUGAAGACCUCAUCCGAUGGCCGGUGCUUCAACCAAUGCACACUGGCAUUGGUUGCAGAGUGAGAAGCUGAUGACCCUCUUCACUAUGCAUCCUGCCAGAUGUUGCCAUUUUGCCUGACAGCGUGGUCCCUGGCGCAUCUGGGCCUAGUGUUGUGGCGCCACCGCUGGUUCCUGAUUGGUCGGCACCCGGCUCAUCCACCCCUGGAUCACCUGGCCUGGAUACGUCAUUGUGCUCACUUUCGCCCAACCUUACCACCUCAAUUUCUCCCUGAAUGUCUGUAACAAUAACAAGGCAUUCUUAAUUUUAUAUGCAGUCAGUGUUUUUACAUUUGCACCUAUUGUCAUCUCCAAAGUAAGGGUACACUACACUCCUAAAGGGAAAAAUAAAUAAAUAACGGACAUUACUGUUACAUGAAUCAAAUCAUCUGCCACAAUCAGAAACUGCUAUGGCAUUGCCAUGUGUCAACAGUCUGGUGAUAUCAUGGAGUUGGUUCUGCUUUGCUGUUGUAUCCACCAGAAAUGUUUAGUUAUAGGUGAAAAUUAAAUGCAUAAAUAAAGCUAAAUUAUGAAGUAACAAACAAUGAAGUAGAUCGAAAUUUUGUGUGUAAAUCCCAGGACAAUUCCUGACCUCUUGUAUUUGAAGCUGAAUGUAUUAAUAUGAAAAAUGUAAUUAUCUUAUUAGGAGUGUAGUUUAUCCUUGAAUUACUUGGCAUGGGAAAUGUUGUUGACAGCUGGUCUGUAUCAUACCCAAGUUUAACCUGGUGCAAUAUGUAUGGUCUGUUUGAAUUUUGGUUGGAGGCACACUCCUAAAGGGAAGUUUCCUCCUCUUUGGCUUCGAACGAUGAAUGAAAAUGGUUGGGACAGCA